Messenger RNA from Magallana angulata, 824 nucleotides. RefSeq lists its product as uncharacterized. The transcript is spliced from 2 exons. The record is from RefSeq and is a predicted model, not a curated record. Bases 1 to 741 code for a protein of 246 amino acids. NCBI's taxonomy places the organism in Eukaryota, Metazoa, Mollusca, Bivalvia, Ostreida, Ostreidae.
AUGGAAGCUCUGAUGAGACAAGUUUUGAUUAUUUGUUUAUUUCAAGGAGUACAGACAAACUUAAUUUUUGACCAGGGCACCUGGAAAGUGAUUGACUCUAUGACUGGCGUUUACACCGAAUCGUCGGUUCUGUCCAGCCAUCAGGACGUCACGUGUAUUGAGUGCGCCGCCAGGACCCUGAUGCUGGACGGAGAGGGUUACUCCUGUAACCGUGGCGACCAGAUGUGUAUGAUCUACAGUACCUGUCACAUAAAGGACCGCCUGGCCUCCGGGGACUGGGAGCCAAUCGGGGGAUGGCUACAUUUCUGUACAAAAAUUAAAUUAACUCCAGGAUUGACUGGGACCUGGCUUGACCUCGGAAUAGAACUCAGCAGGAGAACAUCGAUACGCUUCCAGGUCAAGGCCACUAAUGAUGUGUAUAUUGGACUGGGUUCUGGAUACAACACGGACAGUCCCGGCUACUGGGUUAUACUAGGAGGGUGGUAUGGGACAAAAUCGUGUCUGAGGGAUGGAUUUGUCCGCGAGAGUCAAUGUUAUUCAGGGUACAGUGGACCGAUUACAAGUGGCGAACAGUAUAGAUCGUUCUGGGUCACCUGGAAUGAAGGUCAUGUAAGAGUGGGGACAGGGGAAACACCAGGUAACGGAACAAUCAUGGACCACGUGUUUCCUAACGUAUAUACCGUGCGACAUGCUCUGAUAAAUACACCAUGGUGUAGAGGGGAGUGGGUCAUUUACCUGUAAUGUACCUGCAGCCUCGUUAAGAAUGCUCACCGGUAAUAGUUAGUCUUUCACGUUUGUAUACAGACUUUGAGGUAUCAUUGUCG